Molecule: messenger RNA, 2398 nt
Organism: Anoplopoma fimbria (sablefish)
Lineage: Eukaryota; Metazoa; Chordata; Actinopteri; Perciformes; Anoplopomatidae
Gene: tango2
Product: transport and golgi organization 2 homolog (Drosophila)
Exons: 10
Coding region: 273-1103 (276 amino acids)
Biological process (GO): protein secretion; Golgi organization
Cellular component (GO): Golgi apparatus
Source: RefSeq, a predicted model, not a curated record
GCUAAUGAGACGAACGGAGACACAAAUCGAGGGGGACUCGGUGUUUACACUUCCUAUGAGUUCUUUUGACAGCGAGUGUAACGGUAUAGCGAGCAAAACAAGCCGACACUACACAGCAGAGGACUGUGAUCAAGACAGCAGGAGGACACAAAGCAUGCACUCUGGAUGGUCCAUCUGUUGUCUGACAGCUGAGCACACUGUACAUGACUGAGAUCUGAAGGCAGGCGAGGAUUGAGUGAAACAUUGUCAUCAAUCCCACAACACAUCCAUCCAUGUGUAUCAUUUUCUUCAAGUUUGACCCACGGCCUGCGUCCAAAAAUGCCUACAGGCUAAUUUUGGCUGCAAACCGAGAUGAGUUCUACAGCAGGCCGUCCAAAGCUGCAGACUUCUGGGAGAGCAACACUGAGAUCCUCAGCGGCCUGGACCUUGAAUGUGGAAGGGAGGGAGGAACAUGGCUGGGGAUCAACAAGCGGGGCAAGCUGGCUGCAAUCACCAACUACAUGGAAGGGUGUCUCAACCACGAUGCACAGGGAAGAGGAUUUCUAGUGUCUAACUACCUUAUGGACAAGGAUGUGGACAGCUACUCUUACCUAAAGAAGGUGUCAGCAGAAAGCCACUUGUACAAUGGCUUCAACCUCCUCACAGCGGAAUUCAAAGCCAAACAAGACAUUAUGUGUUACUAUGGAAACAGAGGCAGCCCUGAACCCAUCCAUCUAAAACCAGCAGGAAUCUAUGGCUUGAGUAAUUCGCUGCUGGACACUCCAUGGAGGAAACUGCUGCAAGGCAAAAGCCACUUCACCAGCGUAGUCAGCGACCAGUCCCUGUCCUCUGAUGGACUUGUGCAAGAGCUGCUCAACGUCCUCAAUAAUGAUGAGCUGAACACACCUGAUCCAGUUCAUGAGAGCCAGGGUGAUGGUUACAGCAAGCCCCAGAUCCAGGCUCAGUCCGCAGUGUUUGUUCGCACCCCACAUUAUGGCACAAGGACCAAUACAAUUAUCCUGAUAGACGCAGAAGGUAAUGUGACCUUCACAGAGCGCACCAUGCUCAACUGUGACUCAAGCAACUGGAGCACCAGUUCUUUCCAGUUCAAACUGCAGGUGUGAAGAAAUGAUAGAGGGGAACCCACUCUGUGCCUUUCUGCAUCACUUUUCCUUCCGUCAUAAGCUGCACCAUAGCAGCCAUGUGAACAUGAAGACUCGUCUGCACUUUUUCUUCAGCUAGUUGAUACUAGCUGCCUCAAUAACAUCAGUGAUAUGUAUUUCUUACUUUUGAUUUCAGUUGAUAUGCAUCUUUUGUGUGCUAAAAUGUGUGCUAAUUUAAGAUUGCCAAAGAACAUUUUUGUAAAGGAAAAUAUUUUACCUACACACAAAACAGCAGGGUUGGGUCUAAAACAUAACAGAUUAAUGGUAACCUGCAAUCAAUACCGUAGUGCACAAGAUUAUUUAUUAUUAAAUAAACACUAAACACACAAUUUCUGGACUAGAAUCUAAAUUAUUUUCUGUUUAUUUAAUGGGAAAUCCUCGGGUCAUCAGAAUAUUUCUAGAGAAUGUAUAAUCUGAUUUGAAUUUACAGUAAUUGUCAAACAUUAGAGUUAUAACUAAGUUAUAACUAUAAAUGAGGUUGGACUACUGUAACGCUGUUGCAGGUUCUUAGUUAUGCCCCAACACUGCACAAGAGUAGCCUCGGUUUUGGUUACAACACAUGUUGAAUGCAAACUGUUUUAGGCAAGGGUUCUCUGACCACUUCAAGGGUUAAGAAAAAAAAGAAUGCAUUUUACAGCCGUUUGACAAUAAAAUACAUUUAUCAAAACACUCUCUUGGCUUUACAUCCAUUGAUUGUUGACACAAUCACACUGUGAGGAACACUUUUGUUAAGUAAUUAAACAUGUUCGUGCAACUGUUAGGUGAUUUCUGCAUUUAAUCUUUUAAAAAAGACAACUGGUUCUUCCUUGUACCGUUUGUAUUUUACGCUUAUUUCCUGUGUUCCUGACAUUUAUCCACACGUUACUCAUACAUGUCUCUGGACGCUAAUUAGAAGGGGAAAAUAUUUACACUUACUAACCUAAAGCAAGCUGUUAAGUGGUUUUAAAAACUCAAACUGGAGAAGGCUUUGUGCAGAUAUGUAAAUUAUUUUAUCAAUUUACAGUAGCUCUCCAUACUUCCUGGAGGGAUAUUUUCACUAUCUUGUGUGAAGAGGAUUAUUUCGGUGAGGUAACUCACUCAGAGGAACCCACAAAUAAUAUAACUUGAUUUUUUUUUUUAUGUCAUUUGAUUUACUGUCAGAUUUUGAGCUUCCGCAUGGCCAUAGGGCUUUCUCGGGUAGUGUACAGCAGACUUUAUACGCCUCAAAAUGCUAUGGGCCUUUUUUUCACACGUAUAACAUUAGGAAAUGUACACUU